AUGGACAACAGCGUGGAGACGACGACAACCCUGCGUGGUCGUCACACCAAAGUCCCGGCAAAAUGCCAGCACAACGGGUCUCUCGGGGCUGCUGUCGGCGGUGGCGGCUUGUUGUCCAGCACCCCGAACCCUCUGCCUGGCUUCAAGGGGACCGCUCGUUCGAACACGGGAGGCGCUUCCGACACCAACACGCAGAACAAGGGCGCAGCUGGGGGGCCCGGUCACGUGGCGCCCACUGCUUCUGCGCAGCAGAGAACGGGUACAAGAAGCCCGGCGGACCAUCGUUCUCAUGAAGUGGAUGCCAUCCUCCAGGACGCACGUUUCAAUUCUACGUCCGACGGAGGGUCCAUCCGUGUCGGCUCAUCAAGCAGCGACUCAGGGAACAGCGACAGCGAGUCAGAGGACGAUGACCGUGGCCGACAACACGGCAGGGGAGCAGGCGGAGCUGACGGAGGCAGCUUUAGCGGAGCUGACGGAGGCAGCUCGAGCGGAGCUGACGGAGGCAGCUCGAGCGGAGCUGGCGGGGGAAGCUCGAGCGGAGCUGGUGGAGGCCGGUUGAGCCGGGCUGGCAGCAGCACGGCGGUCGAGUCGGUGGCAAGAACCAUGCGUCAGCUUCAAAGCUCGCUGAAUCGCAACCGCAACAAGAGCUACAACAAGUGCGGCUACUCGAGGUCAACAGACACAGACAAGAUGGCAGCGGGGUUGACGCAGCUCGACAUCGUCAUGAGCAGGAGCAGUCCGUACCUCGCUGACUUGGAGGACAAGGCAACAGGGAACAGCGACAGCGAGUCAGAGGACGAUGACCGUGGCCGACAACACGGCAGGGGAGCAGGCGGAGCUGACGGAGGCAGCUUUAGCGGAGCUGACGGAGGCAGCUCGAGCGGAGCUGACGGAGGCAGCUCGAGCGGAGCUGGCGGGGGAAGCUCGAGCGGAGCUGGUGGAGGCCGGUUGAGCCGGGCUGGCAGCAGCACGGCGGUCGAGUCGGUGGCAAGAACCAUGCGUCAGCUUCAAAGCUCGCUGAAUCGCAACCGCAACAAGAGCUACAACAAGUGGGGCAGUCCGUAUCUCGCUGACUUGGAGGACAAGGCAACAGGUCGAUCGCCACCAUCGAAGCCGCCAGCAUCUAGCGCGGAGGCGCAACGAGUUCCUCAAAACCUCAUCACAGCGGUACGCGCUGCAAUCCGGAGUGGGCUCAGCCCCGAGCCGAACAAGAUGUACGACUGUGAUGGCAAGUCGUACACGGUCGCCGCCAUCAUGGCGGCGAUCAAGGAGGAAGAUCGCGCCGAUGGGCGGGGCGAGGGCAUCGGACAGCGGAGGAAGAGCAAGCACUGCGUCCCUCGCUUUUGUGAACUUCUGAUGCAUCCGCAGUUCAGGGAGAGGUUUGGCGUCAGUAGGUUGCAACUGAGCAAGAAGGAGCUGGACGUCAAGCAGAAGGGGACGACCCGGGACAUCCAUCUCGAGAUUUGGGAGGCGUUCAAGGACGAAAAGUUCAAGGUGCCCAGUUCCUUCGCGGACGACAGCAACAUCUUUGGCGCCAGCAUCAACCCCAACGUCGUACACCAGCCGGACAUCAGCUUCCAAAAGUUCGCGACCAUGAGGACCGACCUCUUCAAGGACCACGGCGAAAUGUACUCCAACUUCAAGAAAUCUGGCAGCAACGGAGAGAUGUUUUCCUUCUGCAAGGAAAGCUUAGACACAUACUACUUCGGGCUGACGGCCGAGAAGUGCCCUGACAUCCUGACCGUGUGCGACCAGAUGCUCCCCGACGGCACCGCGAGGGAGAGUACGGGGGUGGAGACCGCGGGAGAAGGACACAGUGGUGCCCAGGGCGCUUCGGCGGAUACUAGUAAGCGGAAGGUCGCGAAGGUGGAAUCCAGGGAGAGGAACGUGGGCGUCAGUGGCCACCAGAAGAAAAAGAGGAAGCAGGACGCGCAGAUCGAGAACACGGCGAAGGUCGCUAUGUCCGCGGUGAAGGGGGAGCUCGGUCUUGACGCCCUGUUCGGAACGUCGUCCGCACCCACGUACGCCGGCGCCCCGACAUCCUUCUACGACACGAAGGAGGGGUUAGAGAACAAGACGACCAAACUCGAACAUAUCGCCAAGCUCCGCAAAGAACUCCAGGAAAUCAAGAAGGAUAUCAAGAAGGAGAAGGAGCUGGGUUCGGACGCUGACGAAGAAGACGUACAGCUUUUGCGGGACCGGGCGACGACCUUCAGGGCCCAAAUCACAAAAGAAACGGUGGCAGCUAGUGAGGUUGGCUAGGUAGCCGGCACAUGGGUGCGU
Molecule: messenger RNA, 2283 nt
Organism: Ectocarpus sp. CCAP 1310/34
Lineage: Eukaryota; Phaeophyceae; Ectocarpales; Ectocarpaceae
Source: the annotation of a GenBank genome assembly